Molecule: messenger RNA, 1787 nt
Organism: Olea europaea var. sylvestris
Lineage: Eukaryota; Viridiplantae; Streptophyta; Magnoliopsida; Lamiales; Oleaceae
Product: transmembrane protein 184 homolog DDB_G0279555-like
Exons: 5
Coding region: 811-1710 (299 amino acids)
Biological process (GO): transport
Molecular function (GO): transporter activity
Source: RefSeq, a predicted model, not a curated record
AAUGAACCGAUUAAGUUUGGCUAUUUUUUUAGCUGGGUUAUACUAUUUACAGUUGUCAUUGCGAUUAAUUUGAGAAAUUAUAUCUGACUGAACCUUGUACAUUUCAAUUUUUCUUGCUUUUUAUUUAAUAAAUAAAUAUGAGGAGGAAGGGUAAAAGUAGGCUGCUAACCAGAAUGAGCUGUAUCAGUGUAUGGGAUAGAUGGCUGAUCUGUCUCUUAAUUGGGUUGAUCUUGAACUGAGCCUUACUUUGAUAAGAUACAAUUUCAAACCUGAAAGUGAGUGGGUGGGUUUUUGUUGUAACCCUGCAACAAUUGUUUGGCAAUUAGUAGUGACUAGAUUAAACAAGAUUUAUAGCAUUUAUGCUAUCAAUUAUUGACAAAUCCAACUUUCCAGACAUACCAAUAGUGGAUUAGGAUUUGAACAUUGUCAACCUUGUUUUUCCCUUUUUUUUUUCAUUUUUCUUUUUCCAAAAUUAGGAUUUGAGUCAUUGAUCUGAAUUUCGGUGAAGACAAUUGUUACCGUUAAAGAGGGCCAAAAUCAAAGUAAAGGGUGAGAAUUCAGGCGCAGCCAUGGGUGGUGAGAGAUGAAGAUUUGACUAAAUCUUGAAUGGAGCAUGAUACAUAAAGCAUUUUAAGUAUCAUGAUUUCUGAUUACCUUGUCUCUCGGAAGCCUGCCUUAUGCAAGAUAAGGACUCAGCGCCCCCUUCUCCUCUAGUGGAGGCAAUCCGCAGUAAUAGUCUGCUGCAGAGACCUUGAGCACUAUAUGUCGUAAGAGUGAUCUUAAGAUUGGCUACCAAUAGAUACUUCCAGAAUGGAAUACCUACCAAAGGAAAUCUCCGGAAUGGACCGCGGGAAACUCACACUGAUGGGGUGCACUGUUUGUGUAAUGCUCACUCUACACUUUGCAAUACAGCUUGUAUCACAACAUUUCCAAUCUUGGAAGAAGCCAAAGGAACAGAUGGCAAUAGUAAUUAUCGUCCUCAUGGCUCCGUUAUAUGCCAUUGACUCCUACGUUGGUCUGCUAGACAUUCGUGGGAGCGCAACAUUUUUCACAUUCUUGGAUUCUGUCAAAGAAUGUUACGAGGCUCUGGUGAUGGCAAAGUUUUUGGGUUUGAUGUAUACUUAUCUGAACAUAUCGAUCAGCAAAAACAUGGUGCCUGAUGAAAUCAAAGGAAGAGAAAUUCACCACUCAUUCCCAAUGACUCUAUUCCAGCCUCACACUGUCCGACUGGACCAUAAAAAUUUAACGCUUCUCAAGCAAUGGACAUGGCAAUUUGUUUUAAUUCGCCCAGUUUGCUCUGUAUUGAUGAUAUCGCUUCAACUUCUUGGAAUAUAUCCCAGUUGGCUCAGCUGGACAUUCACCAUGAUCUUGAAUGUUUCAGUUUCUUUGGCAUUGUAUUCCCUUGUGGUUUUCUACCAUGUUUUUGCGAAAGAGUUGGCACCACACAAACCACUCGCCAAGUUUUUGUGCGUCAAAGGCAUCGUCUUCUUCUGCUUCUGGCAGGGAAUUAUGCUUGACAUUCUUGUAGCAAUGGGAAUAGUUAAGUCAAAUCAUUUCUGGCUUGAUGUCGAGCAUCUCCAGGAAGCUCUCCAGAACAUGUUAGUGAUUGUGGAGAUGGUUUUCUUCUCUCUUCUGAUGCAAUAUGCAUACAGUGCUGCACCUUACCGCACUGCUUCAGUUUCAGACACCAGUGGCAAAAAGAAAGAGUGAUUGGGAAUCUCAUAUAUACGUCGAGCGACCUUAUUGUUGUACUGUAUUGUGGUGUAUGCUGGUGUCGAUUCAUGCCG